AUGAGAAACUAUGAAACCUCAAGAACAAAACAGGUUGUCUUUGCCGAUUAUAAACCGGAAUCGUCACCGAGAUCAGAGACGAGCAAUGGAAUACUACACACUUCCAUAAUUGUUGGUAAAAUAGGUAUUCUUACUUCGGCUCGUAAAAGUUCUCUACGAUCAACAACCGAUUCUCCAACUAUUCAACUAAGACGAGCAUCGUUGAAGCCAAAUAGUACGAUUUCGAAUGUGAAGCGACAUAGUGUUACGCAGCCGAUCGUUGGUGAGCGACGCGAGAAAGCUAUCGCACCAAAAGAAGUGAACAAAUCAAUGGAACCUGAAGAGAAAGCAAAAGUAGUUCAACGGAAAAGUAUAUCAGGUGACCAGGAGUCUUUAAAUGGAACGAUCAUCUCAGAAGUCGGAACACUUGACAAAAUCGAUCAACUCAUUAGAAAAGCUGAAAACGAAGAUGUCAAAGAAAAUCAAGAAACAUUAAAUCUGCUAACUAAAAUAAAACAAAGUGCUAGUGCUGCAUCAAUAGGUCCUGUUCCGUUAUCCCAACAAGCUUGUCGUUUUGAAUUACCGUUUGAUCUACGAACGCUUGAAAACUUAACGCCACUCGACUAUUUGACAAAGUACUGUCGCCUGUCAUCACGUCGACAGUAUCAAUUUAAGCGUUUAUUUCAAAAGUACCGAAAUCGACGACAUCUCUUCGAAUCGUCAGAUCUCUUCUUGUCGAUGAGCGACAUUCACAAAGAAAGUUUUACACGUGCGAAAUAUACGGAACUUUGCCGAUUGCUCGAUCUAAAAACUCAAGAAUAUGAAUUCACCUUCGAAACUUAUGCCGGAAUUUUAGCAUUCUGUGAACGAAUGCUGUACAAUACAUCACCACACCAUAGGAUUUACGAUGAUGAGCAGUUAACCAAACAAACCAUCGAAAAAUGCGAUUUCGACUGUUUAGAUCGGAAACUAGAUGGACUGAAUAUCAAUGAACCCAUGAAACGAUUGUUAAAUGCACUUUAA
Molecule: messenger RNA, 1002 nt
Organism: Adineta ricciae
Lineage: Eukaryota; Metazoa; Rotifera; Eurotatoria; Adinetida; Adinetidae
Source: the annotation of a GenBank genome assembly